GUUCUCUGACAUGCCAUGCCAUUCUCGCCGCGCCGCCUCCUCCGCCGCCUCCGCAGCAUGCUCCCCUCCGCCGCCCCCGCCGCCGCCGCCGGAGAAGAAGAAGAAGAAGGCGAGCGGCGGCCGUGGGAGCCGCCCUUCGACGCGUCCCAGCCGGCGCCGCCCAUCUCCUACCCCAUCACCACGCUCGCGGCGCUCGCCUCCCGCGCCUACCUCUCCGAGGCCGGCAACUUCCACCUCCCCUUCAACCGCGCCUCCUCCUCGCCCCGGGCCGCGCCGCUCCCGCCCCGGCGCCGCAUCCUCGCGUGCCACGACUUCCGGGGCGGGUACCGCGACGACGCGGCGCCGCAGGGGGGCCACGACCCGGGCGCCUACGCGCUCUGGCACUGGCACCUCAUCGACGUUUUCGUCUACUUCUCACACUACCUCGUCACGCUCCCGCCGCCGUGCUGGGUCAACGCCGCCCACCUCCACGGCGUCAAGGUUUUGGGGACGUUCAUCACAGAGUGGGAGAAAGGUGCAGAGAUCUGCGAGGAGAUGCUUGCUACGGAGGCUUCUGCCCAAAUGUAUGCUGAAAGGCUAACAGAGCUGGCUGCUUACUUGGGCUUUGAUGGCUGGCUGAUCAAUAUUGAGGUUAAACUCGACAUACAAUUCAUUGAUAACCUGAAAGAAUUUAUCAAUCAUCUAACCAAGACAAUGCAUGCUGCUGUUCCUGGAUCAUUAGUCAUAUGGUAUGAUGCAAUUACUAUAAAAGGUGCCCUUGACUGGCAGAAUAAGCUUAACGAGUAUAACAAGCCAUUCUUUGACUUGUGUGAUGGACUGUUUAGCAAUUAUACUUGGAAGGCAAAAUAUCCACAAGAAUCAGCUGUAGUUGCUGGUGAAAGGAAGUACGACGUGUACAUGGGUAUUGAUGUUUACGGACGAAACACUUUCGGUGGUGGUCAGUGGAAUGUAUGUGAAAGGAUCUCCAAAUUUUGUCUCACCAAUGUUGCCCUUGAUCUACUCAAGAAAGAUGAUGUCUCAGCUGCCAUAUUUGCACCUGGAUGGGUAUAUGAAACUAAGCAACCACCUAACUUUCGGACUGCACAAAAUCGUUGGUGGGGUCUUGUUCAAGAAUCAUGGGGUGUUCUUCAGAGUUAUCCAAAACAGUUGCCUUUUUACUCUGAUUUUGAUCAGGGUCAUGGUUACCAGGUAUCAAUUGAAGGGGUCAAAGUUUAUGGUGCUCCAUGGGACAAUAUUUCUUGCCAAAGUUUCCAGCCUAUGCUGAAAUAUGCUGGAGAUCGAGGUCUGCAAACUGUUAUCAAUUUCGAGGAUGAACCAUACAGUGGAGGGAAUUGUGUUACAGUGAAGGGAAGUCUCCAGCAGAAUGAAAUUUUCUCAGAACAGCUUUUUAAUGGGGGCCUUUCCAUGGAGGGGGAAUCUGUAUAUGUGUUUUAUUCAGUAAAAGCCGAUGAACGCUCUGGUUUAGGGUUGUCACUGGAUUUGUCAUCCGGAAACAAUGAGAGCAGUUCCAUUCUUAUUGCUGAUGACACAGCAGCAUUCACAAGAAAGAAACAACACCGAAAAUAUGGCUCAUAUGUUAAAGCUGAUAAGGCAGAACCACACACUCCAGUUCACCAAAAUUGGGUUGUCUACAAAGCAACUAUCCUGCCCAGUGCUGGCUUUACAUUAACUGGGAUCAACAUAGUCUGCACAAUGAAAACCACUAGCGGAACUGAUCCAGAAACAGAUGGAGAUGGAAGCUCAGAAGCAGGUGCAAACAGAUCAUUGCAUUACCAUGCAUCGCUUGGCCAUGUUAGCAUUCGAAACACUGAAGAAACAGAGUUCCCUCCAGCAAGAUCAUGGGUGACGGAAGGCGAUUACAUCUCCUGGUCGAAUGGUUCAGAUGAAUCUAAACUUGCAAGCCUGAAAAUCAGUUGGGAACUUGAAAAUAAACAGCAGGCACCAUUCAUGAAGUACAAUGUCUAUGUUGAGAAGUUAACUGCAGACUCAAAUGCAAAGGCUCCCAGAAUUUUCCUUGGAGUUGCCAGCGUACAAGUCUUCUAUGUAUCUGACCUAGAGGUCCCCAGCGAAGUCACUGCUCUGAAAUUUUUCAUUCAACCGUGUGGGCGUGAUGGGAGUUGCCAAGGACUGCACGAAUGCCCAAAGUUCCAUUUGGUUCCUGUUGAUUCUGCCAUGUAACAUUUAUCUGCCUACCUUGCUGUUUUCAGUACUCUAUGUUUUCACAUCAUUUAUCACGUUAUAUGUUUAUAAACAGAAUCGUUCAAUGUGAUCUUUCAAUAAAGAGUAAAUCAUGUUGUUACCUACUUUCAAA
This is a messenger RNA of Oryza sativa Japonica Group (Japanese rice), 2311 nucleotides long. Its product is annotated as cytosolic endo-beta-N-acetylglucosaminidase 1. The record is from RefSeq and is a predicted model, not a curated record. Gene Ontology annotation, molecular function: mannosyl-glycoprotein endo-beta-N-acetylglucosaminidase activity. Gene Ontology annotation, biological process: protein deglycosylation. Lineage: Eukaryota; Viridiplantae; Streptophyta; Magnoliopsida; Poales; Poaceae. Gene Ontology annotation, cellular component: cytoplasm.